UGGUAAACUUGGCUUGUUUUUGGCUUUAGCGGGUUUUCCAAUUGCAGUGCUUUGUUUCAUUUAGGUUGAGGCGGAACAGGGUUAUGAUUCAAAUUGAUCGCGUAACUUAAUUCAUAAAUGCGCAAUAAAAAAGGAAAGAGAGAGUGGCAGCUAGAGAGAGAGAGAGAGAGAGAGAGAGAGUGAGAGAGAGAAAUGGGUGCGAAAUGUUAAUAGCAGCAACUGCCAGCUUAUGACUCCUAAAAGUCAGUCGCAGAAGGAGAGAAAGAAAAAGAAAUAAACACAAUGUAAGCAAAGUCGAGAGGGUCAAACAAAUGCAAGACAAUCUCUUUGGCUCUGUGGCUCUGUUGCACUGACUGCUGCACGACGACAGCUGAACGGCGACGUCGGCCGCCUUCUAUAAACAAAAAAAGAAAAAAAAAAAAAAAGAAAUUGCUGGUGCUGAGUUUGUGGCCGAUUGUGUAAUAGGAAAAUAUUUGUUGUUUGUCCUACUGCGAUAGGAAAACUGCAGUAUAUAAACGCGGGACAAAUGCAAACGGCAAACAUUUCCAUUGCAGCCGCACAGCCAGCAACAAGGUCUGUCGGGAGAAACUCACUGGACAGAAAGCCGCCGAAUAACCAAGCCAAAUGGCCAACUCCAAUCUGAUGCCGCUCAUUGUGGCUGUGGCAAUUGUCGGCAUUGUCCUGCCGCUGAAAGCUUCAUCAAUGCCAGGACUAGCGACGAGGACGAGCACAAAUGACGGCCUUCAGACAUCGUUAUAUAGCGGCAGUUAUGGCCAGUACGAUAAUCGUUGGCUGCCUUUGGGAGAGCCAAGCACGUCCAUGUUGCACAGACCAUUGCAACGCUAUGCCUUAAAGCAUGAUGUGGCAUCAGCUUUAGCAUCAGCAGCAGAAGGAGGAGCGGCAGCGACAGAUGGAGGUGAAGCGCGUCGCAGCUACAGAAGCCAUUCCUUUGGUAGCCAUGGCCAUGGUGGACUGGGAGCGAUGCUUAAUGGGCUCACAAAUCUCUCGGGCAUGGGACACAUUAGCAACGGCUACGCCUCAGUGGCGCCCACGCACACCGAGACACUGUCAAAACAAGAGAUACCAAUUUAUGAGGAGCAGCACGAGGAUACUGACGCAGUCGCAGCGGUGGCGGCAACUGCCAACGAUUAUGCUGAUGCGGAGGCGGGACGUAGCAUAGGCUAUGGCAGCAUCGCUGCCGGAGAUGAGCAUAUUCAGCAACAUCAGCAGCAACAGCAACAGCAACAACAGCACCAACCAUAUUACAAUUAUCCAGCUGAGGCGGAUUACUCGUCCGCCUAUCUGCCAUCUUUUGGCGGCAUCGACCAGUCUCAACAUCAACAUCAGCCUCAGCAUCAGCAUCAGCAGGCGGGCAAUCAUUAUGCCUACGAUAAAAUCUCAGUGGGAAAUUAUCUACAUUCCGGCUAUGAAGCAUUGCAGCAGCAUCAUGCCAAUGAGCAACAGCAUCAAGAGCAGCAACAGCAACAGCAGGAGCAAUUGGAACACGCCUCCUACUUUGCACCUUCACACGAGGAGAGAGCAAGUGAUGCGGAGGAGCAUAGCUCCAAUUUUCUAGCUGAAUCGAAUGGCCACGAGGACUCACAUCAGCAAUCGCAACAGUCGCACAGUCAUCAUCAUCAUGUGGAUAUCAUCAACUAUGUGCCCGUGAAGCAUGUAAAGAAGCAACAUGUGCCCGUUGAGAAGCCCGUGAAAAUACCCAUUUCGCAUGCAGUCAUCAUUCCCAUUAAGAAACCGGUGCCCAUUCACAUACCCAUCACCAAGCAGGUGCAAGUGGCCAUUGAGAAGGAAUUAAAAGUGCCAGUGGAGCGCAUUGUGCCCUAUCCAGUGGAGAAGCACAUUCCGGUGCCGGUGGAGAAACGUGUCCCAUACACGGUGAUCAAAUAUUUGCCCGUUAAGGUGCCCAAGCCAUUCCCAGUCAAGGUGCCCGUAUUCAAGACUGUCCUGCAUAAGGUCAAAAGCUGGUGGUAGACGAGCAAGUGGAAGUGGAAGAGGAAGCAGCUGCACUCCACCUUCACCUUCAUUCCAUAAGCAUUAAGUUCAUUAAAUCACAAAUGUCCUGUAAAAAGAGAAAAAAAAAAAAUCAGCGAUUUGCAAAAAGUUAUCAUGCAAUUUCA
Molecule: messenger RNA, 2135 nt
Organism: Drosophila grimshawi
Lineage: Eukaryota; Metazoa; Arthropoda; Insecta; Diptera; Drosophilidae
Product: cAMP-dependent protein kinase catalytic subunit
Exons: 2
Coding region: 625-1989 (454 amino acids)
Source: RefSeq, a predicted model, not a curated record